AUGGCACCCCAUUCUGUUACACUUUCGUCUUUUGACCAUCUUCACUUUAGUGACAAGGACAAAAUGAAGCUGAGGAAGCCAAUUGUUGAAAAGAUGCGCAGAGACCGCAUCAACAGCUGCAUCGACCAGCUCAAGAGUCUCCUUGAGAAGGAAUUCCACAGCCACGACCCCAGCGCCAAACUGGAGAAGGCCGAUAUCCUGGAAAUGACCGUCAGCUUUCUCAAACAGCAGCGGCAGCAGCAGCAGCUUCCUCAGAGGGACUUUAAUGAAGGCUACUCUCACUGCUGGAGGGAGUCUGUCCACUUCCUCACUCUUCAUUCCACCGGAGGAGGAUCUGGCCGGGAGCUCCAGCAUCUCCACAACGCCCAGCGAGCGAGCGCUGCUAUCGGCUCCACUCCACCGGCACCUUUCUCUAAACUGAGCAUGGCUGGUUUGCAACAGCUUGACAUCAGGAGGCCCGUCUGGAGACCCUGGUAGAGAUGCUGUGAACUAUAAACCCUGAGGGACAGUCGUAUUAACGUCUCUCAUGAAAG
This is a messenger RNA of Onychostoma macrolepis, 533 nucleotides long. It is a transcript of the gene her12, whose product is annotated as hairy-related 12. The transcript is spliced from 2 exons. Gene Ontology annotation, molecular function: protein dimerization activity; RNA polymerase II cis-regulatory region sequence-specific DNA binding; DNA-binding transcription factor activity, RNA polymerase II-specific. Bases 1 to 477 code for a protein of 158 amino acids. Gene Ontology annotation, biological process: anterior/posterior pattern specification; regulation of neurogenesis; regulation of transcription by RNA polymerase II. The record is from RefSeq and is a predicted model, not a curated record. Gene Ontology annotation, cellular component: nucleus. NCBI's taxonomy places the organism in Eukaryota, Metazoa, Chordata, Actinopteri, Cypriniformes, Cyprinidae.